AUGUCUUGGACUCCUUUCGUUGAUGGUCAAUUUGUCACUCCUUCCCAAGGUCUCAUCCAAAAAGCUUUGAUCAUGGGCAGAGAUGGAACUAUUUGGGGUGUUACUGCUGGUUGGAAUGUAACUGCUCAAGAAGCCAAAACUUUGGCUGGUCAAGCUGCCAAUCCAUCUUCAGUUCCAUCCACUGGUAUUACUUUGGGUGGAGUCAAAUAUAUGGGAUUGUUGGCUGAUGAAGAGAAUUUCCAAGGAUUCUCCUCUGCCAAGAAGCAAGGUGUCUCAGGUGUCGUGUUGAAGGGAUCCAUCAUUGUUGGUUUGUUCGGUGAACCACACAAGAAUCCUAAUGUCUAUUCGUACAUGAAGAAGAUUGCUGAUCAAUUGGUUGAGCAAGGAACUUUGCAAUAA
Messenger RNA from Naegleria lovaniensis, 399 nucleotides. RefSeq lists its product as uncharacterized. The record is from RefSeq and is a predicted model, not a curated record. Lineage: Eukaryota; Heterolobosea; Eutetramitea; Acrasida; Naegleriidae. Gene Ontology annotation, cellular component: cell cortex. The transcript has a single exon. Gene Ontology annotation, molecular function: actin monomer binding. The coding region runs from base 1 to 399 and encodes 132 amino acids.